Molecule: messenger RNA, 2913 nt
Organism: Arabis nemorensis
Lineage: Eukaryota; Viridiplantae; Streptophyta; Magnoliopsida; Brassicales; Brassicaceae
Source: the annotation of a GenBank genome assembly
AUGGCAGUUUCGAUGAGAGAUUUAGAUCCAGCUUUUCAAGGAGCUGGACAGAAAGCCGGGAUUGAGGUUUGGCGUAUCGAAAGCUUCCGCCCUGUCCUUGCUCCAAAAUCUUCUCAUGGGAAGUUUUUCACUGGAGAUUCUUACAUAGUAUUAAAGACAACCGCGCUAAAAACUGGUGCCUUGCGCCAUGAUAUACACUACUGGCUUGGUAAAGAUACUUCUCAGGAUGAAGCGGGAACUGCAGCUGUUAAGACAGUUGAAUUAGACGCUGCUCUUGGAGGUCACGCAGUUCAGUAUCGAGAAAUUCAAGGCAAUGAAACCGAGAAAUUCCUGUCGUAUUUUAAACCAUGUAUCAUACCUCAAGAAGGUAGAGUUGCAUCAGGAUUUAAUCAUGUUGAAGCUGAGGAACAUAAGACAUGUUUGUUCGCUUGCAGAGGAAAACAUGUUGUCCAUGUGAAAGAGGUUCCGGUUGCUAGGACUUAUUUAAACCACGACGACAUUUUUAUUCUCGACACAAAGUCCAAGAUUUUCCAAUUUAAUGGCUCAAAUGCUAUAAUCCAAGAGAGAGCAAAGGCAUUAGAAGUUGUGCAGUACAUCAAAGAUACUUACCAUGAUGGGAAAUGUGAAGUUGCUACUGUUGAAGAUGGGAGGCUUAUGGCUGAUGCUGAAAGUGGAGAAUUUUGGGGUUUCUUUGGUGGAUUCGCUCCGCUUCCUAGAAAAACUGUUUGUGAUGAGGAGAAGACUAACCAUUCUGAUAUCGCAAAACUCUUUUGUGUUGAGAAAGGACAGGCAAAUCAAGUUAAAGGUGAUGAAUUGAAACAGGAGAUGUUCGAUUCGUAUCACUGUUACAUUCUUGAUUGUGGAUUUGAAGUAUUUGUUUGGAUGGGAAGAAACACUUCACUUGAUAACAGAAAAAGUGCAAGUAGAGCUGCAGAAGAAAUGAUUCGUUUAUCCGAAAGGUCCAAGUCGCAGAUUAUCCGCGUAAUAGAAGGGUUUGAAACUGUAGCAUUCCGAUCAAAGUUUGAAUCUUGGACUCAAAAAACUAAUUCAACUUUGUCCAACAAUGGUAGAGGCAGAGUUGCUGCACUAUUGCAACGACAAGGAGUAAAUGUGAGCGGCCUCCUUAAAGCUUCUCCUCCUAAAGAAGAGCCACAAGCUCACAUCGAUUGCAGAGGAAAUCUGCAGGUUUGGCGGGUGGACGGUCAGGAGAAGAUUCUCCUUGAAGCUGCUGAUCAGUCAAAGUUCUACAGUGGAGACUGUUACAUAUUCCAUUAUUCUUAUCCCGGGGAAUACAAAGAGGAGGUUCUUAUAGGGACGUGGUGCGGGGCGCAAAGCGUGGAGGAAGAAAGAUCUUCUGCUGUCUACAUGGCAAUCAAAAUGGUUGAAGCAAUGAAAUUUGUGCCAGCUCAAGCUCGCAUCUACCAAGGAAAAGAACCUAUUCAAUUCUUUGUGAUAAUGCAAAGCUUUAUUGUUUUCAAGGGUGGUCUUAGCAAUGGAUACAAAAAACACAUAGCAGAGAAAGAAAUUCAAGAUGAUACAUACAACGAGAAUGGUUUGGCUCUGUUUCGGAUUCAAGGGUUUGGUCCAGAGAAUAUGCAAGCAAUACAAGUUGACCCGGUUGCUUCAUCCUUGAACUCCUCAUACUGGUAUAUACUACAUAACGGAUCAUCGGUGUUCACUUGGUCUGGGAAUCUAGCAGCCUCAUUUGACCAGGAACUUGUAGAAAGGCAGCUAGAUGUUAUCAAGCCAAAUCUACAGACAAGAGCACAAAGGGAAGGCUCAGAAUCUGAACAAUUCUGGGAGCUUUUAGGAGGAAAAUCAGACUAUCCGAGCCAAAAGCCUACAAGCGAACCCGAGAAUGACCCUCAUUUGUUCGCUUGCGCUUUCACGAAAGGAAAUCUGAAGGUGACGGAGAUAUAUAACUUCACACAAGAUGAUUUGAUGACUGAAGAUAUAUUUGUCAUAGAUUGCCACUCAGAGAUUUUUGUGUGGGUUGGUCAAGAAGUUCAACCUUACAACAAGUUGCAAGCUUUAUUCAUUGGAGAGAAAUUUAUCGAACAAGAUUUUCUCUUGGAAAACUUAUCCAAUGAGGCACCAAUAUAUGUUAUCAUGGAAGGUAAUGAGCCGCUUUUCUUCACUCGGUUCUUCGCUUCGUGGGAUUCAUCGAAAGCUUAUUUGCAUGGAAACUCGUUUGAAAGGAAACUCAAAAUUGUCAAAAAUGGGAGCACUCCAGUUGUAAAUAAGCCGAGACGAAGAUCCCCAGCUUCAUAUGGAGGACGUACAAGUGUUCCUGAAAAAUCGCACCAGCGGUCAAAAAGCAUGUCUUUUAGUCCAGAAAGGGUCCGUGUAAGAGGCCGAUCUCCAGCGUUUAAUGCGUUGGCUGCUGCUUUCGAAAACCCGAGUGCUAGAAAUCUCUCAACUCCUCCCUCACUUAUGAGAAAGACUUACCCAAGAUCUCUUACUCCUCCUGAUGCCGCUAAGUUGGCUCCUAAGUCUUCAGCUAUAGCUUUACCCAGCGCUAUUUUUGAACAAGUAAAGCCGCAGCCACGAGAACCUUUAAUUCCAAGUUCAAUCAAAGUGAGCCGGAAGACAGCCAAGUCUCCAUUUCCAAAAUCCAACAUAAAGGACAAUGUAAUAGAGAAGCAAAACUCAAUGAGCAUCCAGAUAGCAUCUUUGACGAUUCAUGAAGAUACUAAAGAAGGAGUCGAGGACGAGGAAAGCUUCCCGAUAUAUCCUUACGAACGCCUCAAGACAACUUCGAUGGACCCCAUUGCUGACAUUGAUGUAACAAGGAGAGAGACUUACCUUUCAGCAAAAGAGUUCAAGGAGAAAUUCGGGAUGUCGAAAGAAGCUUUCUACGAAUUGCCUAAGUGGAAACAGAACAAGUUCAAAAUGGCUGCUGAACUCUUCUGA